AUGAACUAUGGAGCCCGGCGCGCCCUGACGCAAUUGAUCAGGAACCAUCCCAACCGGUCACUGGUCCUCAAACCAUCCCAGCGAUGGUCCUCAACUUAUGAAACCCGACAAUGGUCCACGCCGCUGGCGCGCACACUUGCGGAUGCCAUUAAAGUAACAGGACCCAUCCCCAUCGCGGCGUUUAUGCGCCAGGUCCUCACCUCCCCGGAAGGCGGCUACUACACGACCAGACCCGCAGGUGACGGAGAGGUAUUCGGCAAGAAAGGCGACUUUGUUACCUCGCCCGAGAUCUCGCAGGUGUUCGGCGAGUUAGUCGGAAUAUGGACCAUCGCGGAAUGGAUGGCGCAGGGACGCAAGAGUAGUGGGGUGCAGUUGAUGGAGGUUGGUCCUGGAAAGGGAACGUUGAUGGAUGAUAUGUUGCGUGUGAGUCUACCUCAUCUUCUCUUCUCUCCAGCAAGAAGGAGAGAAGUAUUCGACACCAUACUGACCACCGGUGUCAUAUCACAGACAUUCAGGAACUUCAAAAGCUUCACCUCGAGCAUUGAAGCAAUCUACCUAGUGGAAGCCAGUCCCACUCUAAGGGAAGUUCAAAAGCAACGUCUAUGCGGCGAUGCCACAAUGGAAGAAACAGAAAUCGGCCACACAAGCACCUGCAAAUACUUCAACGUCCCCGUAAUUUGGGUAGAAGACAUCCGACUCCUCCCACACGAAGAAGACAAAAGCCCCUUCAUAAUCGCCCACGAAUUCUUCGACGCCCUCCCCAUCCACGCCUUCGAAUCCGUCCCCCCCUCCCCAGAAAACCAACCCCCACAAUCCCAAGACACAAUAAUGACCCCAACCGGCCCAACAAAACUCCACAAACCCCUCAAACCCGCCAACACCCCCCAAUGGCGCGAACUAAUGGUCACCCUGAACCCGAAAGCAAUCGACGAAAACCUCCCCAACGAACCCGAAUUCAAACUCACCCACGCAAAAGCCUCAACCCCCUCCUCCCUCGUCAUCCCCGAGAUCUCCCCGCGCUACCGCGCCCUGAAGUCCCAACCUGGCUCCACCAUCGAAAUCAGUCCGGAAAGUCGCAUCUACGCAUCUGAUUUCGCCCGCCGAAUCGGCGGCGCCUCGCAGCCCCCGCGCACCAAGGCCAGGAAUGCAUCUACGCAACCGGCGGCACCGGCGAAGCGCGUCCCCUCCGGCGCGGCCCUGAUCAUGGAUUACGGGACCAUGGAUACCAUCCCUGUGAACUCGCUCCGCGGUAUCCAGCAUCAUCGAAAGGUUCCGCCGUUGUCAGCGCCGGGACAGGUGGAUGUGAGUGCUGAUGUAGAUUUCACGGCGUUGGCGGAGGCGGCCCUUGAGGGCAGUGAGGGGGUGGAGGUGCAUGGGCCUGUUGAGCAGGGGGAUUUCCUGCGGACGAUGGGCAUUGCGGAGCGUAUGCAGCAGUUGCUUAAGCAUGAGAAGGAUGAGGAGAAGAGGAAGACGUUGGAAAGUGGGUGGCAGCGCUUGGUCGAGAAGGGGGGUGGUGGUAUGGGUAAGAUUUAUAAGUUUAUGGCUAUUGUGCCGGAGAAUGAGGGUAAGAGGAGACCAGUUGGGUUUGGAGGUGGGAUUGAGCUUUAG
Molecule: messenger RNA, 1608 nt
Organism: Aspergillus oryzae RIB40
Lineage: Eukaryota; Fungi; Ascomycota; Eurotiomycetes; Eurotiales; Aspergillaceae
Exons: 3
Coding region: 1-1608 (535 amino acids)
Biological process (GO): mitochondrial respiratory chain complex I assembly
Cellular component (GO): mitochondrion
Molecular function (GO): protein-arginine omega-N symmetric methyltransferase activity
Source: RefSeq, a predicted model, not a curated record